UCUUAGCUAGUCACCGGCCCGGCCCCAGAAUGCCUGUGUGUGUGUAGCCUCCGCAGAGAGGUGGUCCUCCCGGAGUCCGAGGGGCCGCCGGAGCUGCUGAGAACUGGGCGCGGGCGGGGUAAGGGGGGCACCGUUCCUGCCAUGAGCCCCUUUGGGAAUCUGCAGGAGGCAAGAGUCCUCACGCCUCUUCAGCUGCUCCGGAGGGAGAGGUGAGCGCAGGGCAGCCGGCCCGCAGCCAGAGGUGCCGGGAGCCCCGGGCCUGUCAUGGUGGCCGACUGCAGCCGGCCUGAGGCGCUCCCAGACGGGUUUGCAGCUGAGCUUGUCUGUCUGGAGUGGGAAGAAGAUGGGGAGUUACUUGUCCAUCUCGGCUUACUUCACCUCCAGAGACCCCUUUCGGUGUUCGGAAUGCCAGGAGUCCCUCACCAACUGGUACUACGAGAAGGACGGGAAGCUGUACUGCCACAAGGACUACUGGAGGAAAUUUGGGGAAUUCUGCCACGGGUGCUCUCUGCUGAUGACCGGGCCUGUCAUGGUGGCCGGGGAGUUCAAGUACCACCCAGAGUGCUUUGCCUGUAUGAGCUGCAAGGUGAUCAUCGAGGAUGGGGACGCAUAUGCCCUGGUGGAGCACGCCACCCUCUACUGUGGGAAGUGCCAUAAUGAGGUGGUGCUGGCACCCAUGUUUGAGAGGCUCUCCACGGAGUCUGUUCAGGACCAGCUGCCCUACUCCGUGACACACAUCUCCAUGCCAGCCACCACCGAGAGCCGGCGGGGCUUCUCCGUGUCCGUGGAGAGCGCCUGCUCCAACUACGCCACCUCUGUGCAAGUAAAAGAGGUCAACCGGAUGCAUAUCAGUCCCAACAACCGCAAUGCCAUCCACCCUGGGGACCGCAUCCUGGAGAUCAAUGGGACUCCCGUCCGCACACUCCGCAUAGAGGAGGUAGAGAAUGCAAUUAGCCAGACGAGCCAGACACUUCAGCUCCUGAUUGAACAUGACCCCGUCUCCCAGCGCCAGGACCAGCUGCGGCUGGAUGCACGGCUCUCUCCCCACCUGCAGAAUGCUGGGCACUCGCACACCCUCAGCACCCUGGACAUCAAGGAGAACCUGGAAGGGACUCUGAGGAGACGUUCCCUAAGGCGAAGUAACAGCAUCUCCAAGUCCCCCGGCCCCAGCUCCCCAAAGGAACCCCUGCUGUUUAGCCGUGACAUCAGCCGUUCCGAAUCCCUUCGCUGUUCUAGCAGCUACUCCCAGCAGAUCUUUCGGCCGUGUGACCUGAUCCACGGGGAGGUCCUGGGGAAGGGCUUCUUUGGGCAGGCCAUCAAGGUGACACACAAAGCCACGGGCAAAGUGAUGGUCAUGAAGGAGCUGAUUCGGUGUGACGAGGAGACCCAGAAGACCUUUCUGACUGAGGUGAAGGUGAUGCGCAGCCUGGACCACCCCAACGUGCUCAAGUUCAUCGGGGUGCUAUACAAGGACAAGAAGCUGAACCUGCUGACAGAGUACAUUGAGGGGGGCACGUUGAAGGACUUUGUGCGCAGUGUGGACCCGUUGCCCUGGCAGCAGAAGGUCAGGUUUGCCAAAGGCAUCGCCUCUGGAAUGGCCUAUCUGCACUCCAUGUGCAUCAUCCACCGGGACCUGAACUCACACAACUGCCUCAUCAAGCUGGACAAGACCGUGGUGGUGGCAGACUUUGGGCUGUCACGGCUCAUAGUAGAGGAGAGGAAAAAGCCCCCAGUGGAGAAGGCCACCAGCAAGAAGCGAACGCUGCGCAAAAAUGACCGCAAGAAGCGCUACACGGUGGUGGGGAACCCCUACUGGAUGGCCCCUGAGAUGCUGAAUGGAAAGAGCUACGACGAGACGGUGGAUGUCUUCUCUUUCGGGAUCGUUCUCUGCGAGAUCAUCGGGCAGGUGUAUGCAGAUCCUGACUGCCUGCCCCGCACACUGGACUAUGGCCUCAACGUGAAGCUUUUCUGGGAGAAGUUUGUCCCCACAGACUGCCCCCCAGCCUUCUUCCCUCUGGCCACCAUCUGCUGCAAACUGGAGCCCGAGAGCAGACCGGCAUUCUCAAAACUGGAGGACUCCUUUGAGGCCCUCUCCCUGUACCUGGGAGAGCUGGGCAUCCCGCUGCCUGCCGAGCUGGAGGAGCUGGACCACACUGUGAGCGUGCAGUACGGCCUGACCCGGGACUCGCCCCCCUAGCCCUGGCCCAGCCCCCUGCUGUGGGCAGGGCCAUCCCAGCUUCCUGUGGAUUGGCAGCUUGUUUAGAAGCAGAACAAGCCAUCCCUACUACCUCCCCAGGAGGCGAGCCGGGCGCAGCACCAGGGAAAUGCCCCUCCACACGUUUUGGGGCCUGGUUACUGUCUGUACAUCCAACACUCGCCUGAAAGCUGUGAAGAAGAAGAAAAAAACAGGCUGGUCCUGGGCCAGGAGGAAUCUGUUACUCGUGACCUCUCGGGAAUUCCCUGGGAUUCCAGGCUCUUGCUUACACUAAUCAGCGUGAUCUGGACCUGCCAGGCAGGAUUCCAGGGUGAACCAGCCGCUGGGCUCCGAGGUCUCGGGUCCAGCUGGGGACUGGAGCACUUCAAGCGGCCGGUCGGUCGGUCGGUUUGUCGGGUGGAUGAGAGCAAGACUGGGGGCCAGGCUGCAACCCAAGGAUGUGAACUGACAGUGGUGCUACCCUCCUUUCACUCCAUGUCCCGCCCUUCCCUGGACAGGUCGAGGCAACAGGUUUCGAAGAGGCCCUUACUUUGUGGUGGAACUGGCCAGGAAUCCAGGGAAGGGCCGGUUUCUGUUCACCUGCCAGGCCACGUCAACGCGAGGGGGAGCUUUCGCCUCAUGUUCUCACACUGCACUGCCGGAGACUGGCUGAGAACUUGUGCAUCGGCAUCUGUGCCUGCAACAGGAAGUCACCCACCUGCAGGAAGAGGCUGGGGCAGAAAAGAAAGAGGCUCUGCCCUCCAGAAAGCCCCUAUCCUGGCUGCUGUCCCUCAGCCUGAGACAGGUUGCCUGGAGCUGGAUGGAUUCUGGAGGAGAGUAUGGCUUGUCACGAGCCCGGUGUGUGAGGCUGGGGGAGUGGGGAUCUCAGCGGCAGCCACUGCCCACCCUUCACCGUGCCGAGGUCCAGGCACCACUUGGGCGGGAAAAGGAGGUGGCGGAGUCCCAGGGCUCAGAUGCUGGGGAGACAGCUCCCUGAGCCGGGCCGUCUGUCUCGGACUUCCCCUGCUGGCUAGCCCACCUCACCAGCUCCUGGCUGCAGCCUCCUGAGCCGCAGCCAUGAGUGCUGACCAGCCCUGGGGGCAGCCUCUACCCUUGGCUCCCAGAACUCCAGGGACUCAACACAAGUAGACUUGUCUCCCCCUAAGUGUCUGUGAGCGAGCUUGCGCCAUAUUUAACACGUUGGGAAUGGGUUUGGGAUAUUACUGCGAUGUGUGGCGGUUGUGUUGGGGGUGGGAGGGAGGAGGUGGGUGGGAGCGAUUCAGGAGAGUGGUUGCUGUUAAUACUAUCCUGUUUUAUGUGUUGGGUGAUAUGUGAAAUACUCUUCAUAGACCUGAUGAGUUGUGGGAUUAGAUGUCAUCUCUGGUUACGUGACACAGGCCGCACGUCUGUGUGGAGUGUGCUAGCUUGUGGGGUUGAGCCCUGGGCUCCCAGCAGCAGCAAGGUCCGCGCUGUGUGGCUGGCUGUGCCUCAGCUGCCCCCUGCAAGCGUGGGAGCGGUGGGCCCAGGUUGGGCCGUUGAGCAGACCAAAUAAAUUAAGCCGUUAACAUAA
This is a messenger RNA of Myotis daubentonii (Daubenton's bat), 3764 nucleotides long. It is a transcript of the gene LIMK2, whose product is annotated as LIM domain kinase 2. Gene Ontology annotation, biological process: actin cytoskeleton organization; protein phosphorylation. Gene Ontology annotation, molecular function: protein binding; protein serine/threonine kinase activity; ATP binding. Gene Ontology annotation, cellular component: cytoplasm; nucleus. The record is from RefSeq and is a predicted model, not a curated record. NCBI's taxonomy places the organism in Eukaryota, Metazoa, Chordata, Mammalia, Chiroptera, Vespertilionidae.